Molecule: messenger RNA, 1223 nt
Organism: Hymenoscyphus albidus
Lineage: Eukaryota; Fungi; Ascomycota; Leotiomycetes; Helotiales; Helotiaceae
Source: the annotation of a GenBank genome assembly
GUCAACACAUAGAAACAACUACUUUGCGCCCAAACCACUACGACUCCAAUUAAACACGCGACGAAGUCUUAAAUUAAACGGAAUUGAUAAACGGCUACCAAACUUGCGUGCGCAAGCAAUAUCUCCUCACAAUUCCUCAAACCCGACCCCGCCGCAACCAUGACCUCCCGCCUUGUCCUCGUCAUUGGGGACCUCCACAUCCCAGACCGGGCAAUGGAUAUACCAGCAAAGGUAUUACCUCUUCUAAGACAACAAGAUGGUAUCUAACCAUAUUCAAAUAGUUUAAAAAACUCCUCACACCCGGCAAAAUCGGACAAACCCUCUGCUUAGGAAAUCUGACAGACAAACCUACAUACGACUACCUCCGCUCCAUCUCUCCCGACCUCAAGAUAGUCAAAGGACGAUUCGAUGCAGAUGCCACCUCACUACCCCUCCAACAAACCGUCACACAUGGAUCUCUGAAAAUAGGCUUCUUGGAGGGCUUCAGUAUGGUAGCACCGAUGGAGAUGGAUCUGAUGUUGGCAGAGGCGAAUAAGAUGGACGUGGACGUGUUAUGUUGGGGCGGCACACAUAGAUUCGAUGCUUUCGAGUAUGAGAAUAAGUUCUUUGUGAAUCCGGGUAGUGCGACGGGUGCUUUUACGACGGGUUGGGUAGCGGAAGGAGAGGAGAUGAUACCGAGUUUUUGUUUGAUGGAUGUGAGUACAAUUUCUACGUUUCCGCAGUAGGAUCCGCAAACGGGGAGUAUAUUUUGGGCGUGCUAAUAAUACGGGAAUAGGUCCAAGGAAUUGGAUUAACCCUUUACGUCUAUCAGCUGAGGAAGGAUGCCGAGGGAAAGGAGAGUGUUAACGUCGAGAAGAUCACUUAUACCAAGGUUGUUGGGAGUUCAUGAGUAGACAUAGUGCGUGGCGUUGAAUGGAAGGAUUAUACGAAGAAACCUACAAAAGGUUUAUAAUAGAGGACGCAGGGGCGCGAUAUCAGCCCCGCCCUCGGCAUGCUUGAUGGGAAGAUUGGGGAACUGGCAACGAAAGUGGGCUUCGAUACAGAUCGAAAGGCUGGCCUCAACCUUUCAUAAGUACGAUAUUACCAUGGAGAAUACUACUCUUACACGGAGACCCUUCUAGACCUUUCACGCUAGAUUUGCUGUACCACGCAAAUAUAGGAGAUAAAUUUGGUGCGUGAUACUCAUGCAACGUCGACAAAUCCUUAGUCAAUGUUUGACUCAA